This is a messenger RNA of Tigriopus californicus, 6853 nucleotides long. RefSeq lists its product as uncharacterized. NCBI's taxonomy places the organism in Eukaryota, Metazoa, Arthropoda, Copepoda, Harpacticoida, Harpacticidae. The record is from RefSeq and is a predicted model, not a curated record. Gene Ontology annotation, cellular component: cytoplasm; nucleus. Gene Ontology annotation, biological process: signal transduction; peptidyl-serine phosphorylation. The transcript has 3 exons. Bases 563 to 6064 code for a protein of 1833 amino acids. Gene Ontology annotation, molecular function: protein serine/threonine kinase activity; ATP binding.
CUGAGUGAAUCUUAGAAAGUAUCGUUCAGAGACAUUUUUGGGGAGGAAAAGGACGACACCUUAUUGCUUGUGCUUCAAGAGGCUGUACAAGUAGUAGUACGGCCAACCACCAAUGAUUGGGUGGUCCUAGUGAUAUAACAAAUAUAGUGCCAUACCCAACCCCUAAUUAGUGCUGUUGGAGGUGAACGAAAACAGCUCAAUUUCAUGAUGAUUUGUCAAAGGAUUUACGCACUUUGAAAAAAGUCUUCAUCAAUGAACCAGCGACAGAGAAAAGGCUUCACCAAGUCACGCCUUUCAUCAUAAGAUUCAAUUCAUUGGUCUCGGUCAUUGCAAUUCAAAUGGAAACGGAGAAGAACAGACAACAGACCAGUUUCUCCGGGAGUGUGUUCCGGUGUGGAUCUGAGGUACUCUUGUGAUUCCCGUCGAACAUGAGGAUUGCUCCUUCUCGGACAAGUUUUUAAUACCCGACCUUCGACGUGGAGUGGGAACCUCUUGUGACCAAUCGUCGUCCACCUUCACCAUUACUAGUCGCAAGAAUCGAGUCAAGCUCUCAAGUGCCAAAAUGACAGCCGCUGCUCCCACUGGAAGCUCGUCGGCUUCAGCCACUGAAGAUCUCCUUCAGCCCGGGCAUAUUGUCAAAGAAAGAUGGAAGGUCACGAAAAAAAUCGGCGGUGGAGGCUUCGGUGAGAUCUAUGAGGGGACAGAUCUCGUCACCAAGGAACAAGUUGCCCUCAAGCUCGAAUCAGCCAAGCAACCCAAGCAGGUCCUCAAGAUGGAGGUGGCCGUGCUCAAGAAGCUCCAAGGCCGGGAACACGUUUGUCGCUUCAUUGGUUGUGGGCGAAAUGAUCGCUUCAAUUAUGUGGUGAUGCAACUCCAAGGGAAGAACUUGGCCGAACUUCGCCGAGCUCAACCCCGAGGAGCGUUCUCCCUUUCCACCACGCUUCGCCUCGGCUAUCAAAUACUGAAAGGCAUUGAAGCCAUUCAUGACGUGGGCUUUUUGCACCGUGAUAUUAAGCCGUCGAACUUUGCUGUGGGACGACUUGUUCAAACUUUGCGUCACAUUUUCAUGCUUGACUUUGGUCUAGCUCGCCAAUACACCAACGCCCAAGGCGAAGUUCGACCCCCCAGAGGUGCUGCUGGAUUUCGAGGCACUGUACGAUACGCUUCCAUAAAUGCUCAUAGAAAUCGAGAAAUGGGACGACACGACGACCUUUGGUCCCUUUUCUACAUGAUGGUCGAGUUCGUCAAUGGUCAAUUGCCUUGGAGAAAAAUCAAAGAUAAGGAACAAGUUGGGCUUAUGAAGGAAAAAUACGACCACAGACUGCUCCUUAAACACCUUCCGCUUGACUUCUCUCGAUUCCUUGAGCACCUCCAAGCCUUGGAAUAUGCUGAUAAACCCGACUAUGCCAUGCUCUUGGGACUCUUCGAAAGGAGCAUGAAACGCCGAGGUGUGAGAGAGACGGAUCAUUUCGAUUGGGAGAAAACCACACCCACUCCAUCAGCUCCGACUGACAGUGGCAGCACAACACAUGCCGCGCUCGCUUCCCGAAAUCCCGCCAUUAUUGGAUCUGUGCCCUUGGGAGCGACCACGCCAGGAGGUCAAACGGACAACCAAACAAACGUUACCGUGGACAAUCAAGAAAAUCUGGAACCUGAUAAUGUGAAAGAGCUUCGGAUUGCCGAGUACGAGAAGCGGAAAAUGCACCUCAGAGGAGUCACUUCAACCAGUGAUGUUCAAAAUGGGGUUCUCGAUGGAGUUCCAUUUUCACCCAAAGAUAAAGAUCUGGAUCGGAAUAGAAAUCUAUCAGCAGCCCUCCCAAAGAAGGACGAGAGUAAACGGACGAGUCAGGAUCAAGGGGAUGGAAACAACGGAGACAAGCCUGGUGUAGAUAACCAGGCGGAUCAAGGUGUCACCAAAGCGUGGAACGAAGAAAAUAAACGAAGUUCCAAUCGAGAUUCGGGAAUUUUUGCGUUGGACAUCACCAAAACCGAAAAUGAUCAAGAACCUCCAUCUCCCAGCCCUCGCAUUGGACGCGACCUCUGGGUGUCCGAGGCCGGCCAAGAGAGUAGCCAGCCUUUGUCUUUCAACGUGAAAGGUACCUUGGAGAGAAGACGAAGGAUGCAUAUGGCUAGUAGUAAGUCUUCGUCGUUUAAAUUCCGGUGUAGUAUGGGCAGUGGUGGGGGUGGGACUGGAGAGAACUCCAUUACUCAAAUGGCCAUGAUUGACGAUGAUAACGUUUCCGCAGCUUUCACCCAUGGUGGAGGGGCUGGAUUGACCUUGCAUUCUCGAUGGAAAUCUCAAUUUGACGACUCAGAAGGAGAAGGCAGUGAAAACGAAACUGAGAUGAAAGGAGAACAAUUACAGAGUCCUGAACAUAACAAACCUCAGGAUGGCGAGUCGCCUCAUAUUCCAUUGGCGGGAAAGAAGAUGACACCACCCAGGACUUCGCCUCCAAAGUACUCAACGUUGAAAUCCAUCUCAGGAAGCACGAGAGACAGGAGCCAACCAAAAUGCGCCGACUUCAAAAUCCAACCCAACAACAACGAUAAGAACCACGUGGAACACCAUUUGGGGAUAUCAGCGUCAGAUAAGCCUUCCCAAGAUCAAAAGAAGAGUGGCGAGGAUGGUCCACAGACACCCUCUGGGCGAAAAGUCUCACCCCACAUCGGCAAGUGGUCCCCUCAGCCCGGCAGUAAAGGUACCAGUAGUAGUCCAGAGCAACAAUCCAAACAAUUGCACUUAAGCCAGACAUCCUCCAGCAUUCCUCCUCCCCCACAGCUCGCUCCACCCCCACCUCCGGCAGACUUCAUGCCUUUGCAGCACUCAGCUUCUGCACCGUCGGUGCCUAGAUCGUUAACGACUGCCACUGUAUCAGCCACAAUAGUGACGUCCCCGAGACCAAAAUUACAGAUCAAGACCAAUCUCAUCGCAUCUUCCUCGCCACAACCAUCCCCAACUUCAUUAGGGGGCUUCACCCCCCCACCACCGCCUCAAUUUGCACCCCCUCCUCCGCCAUCCACGGCAGCUUUAGGGGUUACUACCUUGGACGCACGACAAGGACCUGUGACGGUUACUUCGACCAUUUCCCCUACGUACGGCUUCCUCUCACGGCACCCAUUACAGCACUCCACCUCAGUUUCCAGUGGGAUGUCUGGUUCGAAACGCCAGCAUUUCCCAGUGCUCUCUCAAAGAACACCUUUGGCUAAAUCUCCUUUGCUUCAGGAGGUGAAAUUGCCCACGGGCAACGAAAGCGGAGGUCUCGCAAGAAACGGAAAUGAAAAGAAUCACCAAGCAAGUAGCCAGCACAAUAACGGCGAUGGUGGUGGUGGAUGUGGAAAUGGAAAUGGCGACGAGGAAGAGGACGACGAAGUAGAGGAAGGCGAGGGGGAAGAAGACGAAGAGGAAGAGGAAGAGGAAGAUGAUGAUGAUGAUGAAGACAAGCAUGAGCCCCCUGAAUAUGUAGCUGCAGUCUGCCAAUACACAACCAUUCUGAAAGACGCACCUCCUGGAUUCAACAAUGACGAAUAUGAGGUGAACUACUUGAAUUUAGAGAAAGGCCCUCGAACUCAGAGUGGAGAUAGAAAUAUUCCGAGGACGUGGUCCAAUCCUCAAAUGUGCAACAACGUGGAAGUAAAUUUGAAGUACCAACAACCUCCUCAACAAACUGGUCACUUCCAAGAAAGUCCCUAUGAAAUGCAUCGUUCAAAAAACGAGGUGAAGGAGCAUCGUGAGGGGGAGUCACAAGUGACCGAGGAGAGGAAGACGCCCAUCGUCCCUCACCAAUCCGGUUCAUUUUCCAGUGACCACUUUCGCUCCCAAAACAUUCCCCAUCAAGUCGAGGUUGGGGACCGCAAACAGGCUACCAAAGACACGGAGGCAAAGUAUAAGGACGAAGUUGAAGGUGAAGAAGAAGAGGAAGAGGAAGAGGAGGAAGGCAAUGAGGAAGAAGGCGAAGAAGAGGAAGAGGAAGAAGAGGGGGAAGAGGAAGAAGAAGAAGAAGAAGAAGAAGAGGAGAACGAAGGCCAUGCACCUGAACCAAGAGGAAUCACUGGUACUUUCACGUUUAAAGUUGGACCACCUCAGCGAAAGAUCUUCCAGACGGAGAUAGAUGAUGAUGGCGAUGAUCAAGACGGGAGCCAUGUGGAUGAAACUGGUGAUAUUCCGCCUGUGCCUCCACCAAGAAGUAAGAGCAAAGAGGGUAGUUUGAACUAUGAAUCUAAUUCGUGUCAUCAACAAGCCAUUAAGAGCCCUUCAAGAAGUCCAGUUCUAGAACGAUCCGUCUACUACGAUGCUGUGAGCUCUGGCGAACCUGAAAGGAGUGGGAGAAACAUUGAUUCCGUACCAGGGUUGCGAUCUUCUGGGCGUUCCAAAGGGAGUUUGCGCACUGAUAGCAAGUCCAGCGAUGCCAAGGAUAUCAACCGCAGUGGAGAGAGCAGCGCCGCAGAUUCGUGCUCCAGAUCCGGAUCGGAGCACAGAACCAAGCGGAACUCUCGUGGAGGCACCCGAAAUAGUGCCACGCCCGAGGACCAUUCCUCGCGAAGUAAAGAGGGAAAAUCCAGCUCAGUUAGAAGGAUUAGUCUCGAUGACCUCUCUUCUGCCUUUCAGGCUUUGGUGGCGUCCUCAAAGAAAACCUAUGGUGCCAGUAAAGCGAAAAAGAAGGGGCUUCUCAGUGGUGGACAUAUGAAAUUGUUUGCGUCGGAACAACAAAAUUGCUACAGCGAUAAUGAUGAUAAGUCGAGUCAUCGAUCGGCCAACGACAAAUUCCGCAGUCGGAGCGAAGAAAGUCUUCUUGAUGUGUCAACUGGAAAAUCAGGAUCGUACCCGCCCAACGAUGGUCAGGGUCAGUCUUCCCAUGGUACUGGAGGAGGAGGGGGAGGGGGUGGCGGCUUGGGGAGUCAGGGUAACUCGGAAGCUAGCCAAAAAAUGGGCCGAAGUACCGGCAGCAGCUGCUCUCCUCGGCAGCAACUAAGCCAUCAAAACCGGAUCCCAUCCUCUACUAGUCGAAUCCCAGUGCCAAUGAGGUCGAGCAUUAGUCCAGGUAAUUUCAAGGAUGACUCAACAGAGCGAUACGUACCCUCUGGAGUGGACACUCGAUAUGAUCCCCCCUAUAUGCCCCUCACUGAUCAUUCCUCGUCAUCGUCCACGUACUGGCCCCAACGGUACAUAAGCCCAAGUGCCGCCUCCAAUACCAUUGGUUUGCCCACUGACGGUAGCCAUAGGUAUGGACCAACCACAACUGUCACGGCGUCCAUGUAUGGCGGCGGAGGAGUGGCUAUGCCAGGGCCAAUGUACCGACAUCACACCUCUUCCAUGGAUCCUGUCCCGACCAGUGUUGCUACGUCCGCAGCCUCCUACUAUGGUCAUCCUCAUACAUCACGAUACACGCAUUCCAAGCCGGAGUACUACCAUCACUAUCCCCAGUAUAACCCUCCGACCGACGACCUCAGUCGGGACGGACAUCCUCUUCACAACCAGCCAACACCAACGAGUCCCCGAUGGAGGCGGCGGAGCUAUGACUAUAAUAAUCACGCCUUAGAUUAUGGCACAGAUGAAAUUGAAAGUGGAUACGUGUCCCAACCGGUUGUUCAGAGCUCGGGCAGGCCCUUGUCUGAAAUCGCGACUGGAAACUACGACAGCACCCCACAUGACCACACCGGACAAUCUUCCAUGCAUCACUUUAUGAGUCGUGCUUCUAGUCGUCCUUUGUCGGAUGUUGGUGGCUCUCAAGCCGCCGCUUCAUCGGCCUUGGCGAGGUCACGCUCUCGCUCCCGCGUCACCAUGAGUGAUUAUGAGCCCAACUAUCGAUAUUCCACCACCUCGGUUCCACAGCCAGGAACGACCGCACAUUGGCCCAUGAGUGGUGGCGGCAGCUAUAUGACCGCCGGCGGUGGAGGCAGGCCUAACAUGUCUUCCUAUUCAACGGGAUUGUACCAUGACCCCAUGAGUGGUCGGAAUUCUGAAGUGAUGAAUGCCGAUCUUCGCCUACCUCACCCUCCACCGGCUUACACUAGUCGAGAUCGGGAGGUGGGCGCACGAGUGAGACGAUAUCAGAGAGAGGUGUGAUUUGGUUCUCAUUGAUUGGCCUUGGAGAGGACAUUUGCCUCACCCUCCAAGGGCCUUUCUUUUGUCAUAGACGGUAUACUACGAGGAAGAUAUGUUCUUAUUUGCUCACACCCAUUUGCCCCAUCUAGUCAUGUUGGCUGAAUUAUUUUUAGCAAUCUUGUGUUACUUUGUCUCUCUCGCCACGAUUAAUGGAUGUGAAUACUGAUUCACGAAAUGUGAUAACCAUAUUAUUAGCCUAAUUUCUUCUCUCUCUGUCAUCGACACUCCAAUGCUCAUUGAUAUUCGCAACCCAAAUCAAGUUCCGUUUUCUCCAAAUUUUAGUUUUAAUUUGAACUAUUCGACAAAUCACAAUCCCGACUCAUUUUUCGGGCGUCUGAAAACGUGAAUUGUUUCGUCUUGAUGAACCCAUUGUCAGAACCUUGGUGUUCGCCUGAAUAAAUCUUGAUGCUGGAGCAUGGAUAAUCCCCCAAUGGGACUCCGGUCAAGUUUUUAAAAUAAUGUAGACAAGCAUGUGCCCCUCUCGCUGCUGUUGCUGCUGCUGCUGCUCCUCCUUUCUCUCUCUAUCUCAAACAUAGAUCCACUACUACCGACCUUACCAAGUUUGCUUUGAGUAAGCCAAAUACUUUCUUUUCCACUUUCUCUGACCUUCACUGUAGCUGCUCCAUUUCAACGCCAUCCUUAUCCAACUGGGUUCCGACUUAGUUCUAUGUUUACUUCUUAUGAUUAUGAUUGCUAUUCGAAUGACUUGUGAUUUCAUAAAUUACAAUAAAAAAACCAUUCAGAUUAAAA